GUUAUAGAGAAAGCCCAGUCUAAGUCGUCUAGUAGUAAGAUUAAACAGAGUGAUCCUAUGUUAGCUUCAACAUGUAGUGCUUGUACAUUAUACCAAACUGCACUAUCUACACUCUCACAGUUAAAAAUGGACAUACUUGCAGGGCUCAGUUGUCAUGACGUUUUACUACCUGCUUUAUGGAUGUUUAUUUCCGGACUUGGCCAGAAUUGUGGCUUGAAAGUGUUUUUGGAGACACUCAGUUCCCAACCUAAUAAUACAGACCAUGUGCUGUUCCAGUUACUUAUCCUGUUUUGUGAUUGUGCAAGCCAUCUAAUCAUACUGUUAGAUGACUCAGAGCUGUAUGAACAAGAGAAACCAUUUGCUUUGAAAGACAUCCUUUCCAUGAGUACAUUCCUAAAUCAGCUGCUCUUCAAAGUCAUUUGGUAUGGUCUGUUAGAUAUUAAAACAGCUGCCGGUAAUGAUGUUUUUAUAUCCUGCCACAGUUUACUUAUGAUCUUAUAUGAGAGAGAUUCACGGAGGUCUUACACCCAACCAAACCACUGGCUUAUCAAGGAUAUCAGGUCAAAGGAUUUUAUGCUUGAACUAGAGAAAGGUCGAAAAAUCUCCACUUUUCUCCUCCAGAGGGUGCCACAUGUCAUACCACAUCGGGAGAGAGUUAUGUUGUUCAGAAGAAAUGUUGCUCAAGAGAAGGAUGCCCUGGGGUUAAAUCCCUCUGCAUGUGCCUCACCUCAGUCAACUCUUAUCACAGUGCACAGGGCCAGGAUAAUAGAGGAUGGUUAUCGCCAACUAGCAGCUAUACCAGGUGGCGCUUUAAAAGGUGUGAUCAGGGUAAAGUUUGUUAAUGAGCAGGGAUUGGACGAGGCAGGUAUUGACCAAGAUGGUGUAUUUAAAGAGUUCCUUGAAGAAACUAUCGCCAAAGUGUUUGACCCUUCGCUUAACCUAUUUAAGGUGACAAGUGAGCAGAAACUUUACCCUUCUCCCACAUCAUUCAUAUGCCAAGAGAACCAUUUAGCUCUGUUUGAGUUUGUUGGUAGAAUGUUGGGCAAAGCUGUAUACGAGGGAAUCGUAGUUGACGUUCCUUUUGCUAAUUUCUUCUUGACGCAAAUCUUGAACCAACAACGAGGCUCCAAUUACACCACCUAUAGUUCAAUAGAUGAACUACCAUCGCUAGAUCCAGAAUUGUAUAAAAGUUUAACUUAUGUGAAGCACUAUGACGGGGAUAUAAGUGACUUAGAACUGAGUUUUUCCUGUGAUGAGGAUAUGAUGGGCCAAUUGGUUACACAUGAGUUAAAACCUGGAGGCAAAGCUAUGCCUGUAACCAAUGAAAACAAGAUCAGCUAUGUACAUCUAAUGGCCCAUUUCCGCAUGCGGGUCCAGAUCCGAGAUCAGACUAAUGCAUUCAUUCGGGGCUUCAAAUCUGUAGUGAACACUGAUUGGCUGACGAUGUUCUCAACCCCUGAGCUACAGAAACUGAUAUCGGGAGAUAACGAGAACUUUGACUGGGAGGACCUCAGAAAACACACCCAGUACUAUGGUGGGUUCCACAGCAGUCAUCGAGUGGUUACUUGGCUAUGGGACAUUCUCCAGAAGGACUUCACACAAGAUGAGAAAAAAUUAUUUCUUAAGUUUGUGACCAGCUGCUCUAAGCCACCAUUGCUAGGAUUUGCCCACCUUGAGCCACCUUUCUCUAUAAGAUGUGUAGAGGUCUCUGAUGAUCAGGACCAAGGAGAUACAGUAGGCAGUGUACUAAAGGGAUUCUUCAACAUUAGAAAGAAAGAUCCAGUGGGCAGACUACCAACCUCGUCCACCUGCUUUAACCUCCUGAAGCUACCCAACUACCAGAAAAAGAGCACAUUAAAGGAGAAACUACGCUAUGCCAUCAAUAGUAACACUGGAUUUGAGUUGUCAUAGUACCAUUUGUUCCCAUGGUGAUCAAUUUCAUAGUUGUUAUGGUAUCAUAUCAGGAUCAAUUAUUUUGAGUUGUCAAACUGAUUGAUUGUUUGCUGCCAUAGUGAUUGAUGUUACAGUUGUUAUAGCAUCAUAUUUGAAAGAAUUGGUUUGAGUUGUCAUAGCGAUUGUUGACAGGUGACUGCUGUUAUAGCUA
Owenia fusiformis is the source of this 2104-nucleotide messenger RNA. The record is from the annotation of a GenBank genome assembly. Lineage: Eukaryota; Metazoa; Annelida; Polychaeta; Sabellida; Oweniidae.